CUCUCCGGGCCAACAGCAGCGUUGCCCGGUUGAGCAAUCCAACAAGGGGUCAGUCAAAUCCGGAGAAAAAGGGAAGAUUCUGGAAGAAAGAAAAAAGAAGAAAAAAAGGUGUGGACUGGUGAAAGUGUACGACCGGUUAUUGUUUCUUUUGUUGUUUUUCCUUCGGCACUGGGGGGAAAACAUGUUUUGUGAGUGAUAGGUGGUGGAGAGGAUAUUCAUUUUUAUUCUUUUUUUUCUCCAUCGCUCUCCCACUGUAGGCUGAACCAUCCUGCCGGGCAUCGGAGAGGACUAGUCGCACCCCUGCUGCUCUGCCGCGACCCCCUCCUCCUCGGAGCGGAUCGCGCUUCGGAUAAACGUGUGUGGAUGCUGUGGCACUUUUCUCUCACAUGUUGACGUCAAAUCGCGUCUCCGGUGUGGCAAGUAAACAAGGAUAAGAUCACGGGGACACAAAGCAUGUUUAUGAAGUGAGACUUUGGUGUGCAACGGACACAAGAAGCCGGUGAGAGAGAGAGGCGGAGUCGCAGCAGGAGGAGAACCAAAAACCUGCAGGUUUGUUGAGCCUGUGGGGAUGAGGACGAGGAGGGACGUAACACAUCCAAGGGUGUCGGUGUGAUUAGAGGAGAGGAAGCUGGACGAGGAGAGCCACGGACGCGCGGGUUGACUCCAAUCCGGGGAGGCGGUGAUGGCGGGGAAAGGGACCGGGGUUCACACACUCCGCCUGCAGAGCGCAGCCCUGUCAGCAGCCGCAGCAGCAUGAGGAGGAGGAGGCUACAAGCAGCCAUCCACCCUUCCCAGCCGCCUCUGCAUCCAUCCAUCUGUCAAUACAUUCAUCCAUCUAUUUGCCCUUCCUCUUGUGUCCCAACAUCCUGCACCUCCUCUCCAUCAGAUUAGAGAGAGCAAACACAGAGGAGGUGAUGCGUAUCAUAACCUGAAGGAGGGGAGACAUAGAGCAUGACCUUGUGUUUGUCUACAGUGCCAAGGAAGAGCCUGGAAGAAGCCUCCAUGGCCAGAGAAUCAUCGCCUUCCUAGCGCCAUCAGGAGCCCCUUUAACCCUGUUGCAAGCUGCACUUGGGGGCUCAACCCUCCCCUGACUGCACCAGGGGGCUCACUACAAGCCAUCUAACAGCUCAGAUAACCCUCUGACUGUUGGUAACCACAUGUUUGAGGCGACUGUGUGUGACCGCCGCCGCCGCCGCCGUCCAUUCUCGAGCAGCAGCUUCCUGCGACCCCGAUCUGCACCAUGCAGUGGAGACGGCGGCACUGCUGUCCCAUCAAGAUGACCUGGACUGUCAAGCGUUCGCUCUUCCGGACCCAUGUGGCCGGCCUCCUCUCGCUGGCUCUUCUCUUCACCCUCUUCCUAUUCUUCAGCCACCAGGACUGGCUGCCGGGACGCAGUGGACCCCGGGAGAACCCGCUGGCCUACACUGUCCGGGGCUUCCGCAGCCCAAAGGGAGAAGCCAACCAGAGCAGCUCCCUGAGGAGCCUGUGGAGGGAGACGGGGUAUGUGGCCCCAAAGCCUCUGCUCAACCUCAGCUCCCAGCAGGCGGAUGGGGCAACGGGGGAGACUGCAGGAGGUGGAGGAAGCAGGACGGGCGUUAUGGGGCUCGGGGACUCGAUGAGCACCAACAACAGUUUACAGAAGGAGAUGGGUGUGGGAGGGAGGCUCAGCGCUCAGCCCUACCGCUACAUCCUGAACGAGCCGUUCAAGUGCAGGGACAGCAUGCCCUUCCUCAUCAUCCUCAUUGCCGCAGAACCUGGCCAGGCCGAUGCCCGCAACGCCAUCCGUCAGACAUGGGGGAAUGAGAGCAUAGCAAUGGGCCUGGGGUGUGUCCGUCUUUUCCUGCUCGGCACAGGAAAGAGCUCAGACACCUACCUCCAGAGCAGCAUCGAGGAAGAGAGUCGCAUUCAUCUCGACAUCAUCCAGCAGGACUAUCAGGACACUUACUACAACCUGACCAUUAAAACCCUGAUGGGUAUGAACUGGGUGGCCACCUAUUGCCCACACGCCUCCUAUGUGAUGAAGACAGACAGCGACAUGUUUGUCAAUACAGAGUAUCUCAUCCAAAAGCUGCUGAAGCCCGAGCUGCCGCCCAAGCAGCGGUACUUCACCGGCUACCUGAUGAGGGGCUAUGCACCGAACCGAAACAAGGACAGCAAGUGGUACAUGCCGCCGGAGCUGUACCCGAGUGAGCGCUACCCGAUAUUCUGCUCGGGCACGGGCUACGUGUUCUCAGGGGACAUGGCUGAGCUGAUCUACCAGGCCUCGCUCAGCAUACGCAGGCUGCACCUGGAGGACGUGUACGUGGGGAUCUGCCUGGCGAAGCUGCGCAUCGACCCGGCGCCCCCUCCCAACGAGUUCCUCUUCAACCAUUGGCGGGUGUCUUACUCCAGUUGUAAGUACAGCCACCUGAUCACGUCCCAUCAGUUCCACCCCAACGAACUCAUCAAGUACUGGAACCACUUGCAGAGCAACAAGCACAACGCCUGCGUCAACGUGGCGAAGGAAAAGAACGGCAGGUACAGACACCGAAAGUUUCAUGGAAAGAGGCCGCCGUGAUUCAACCUGUGACUGCCACCCGCCUCAAAAAGAAAGCGAGACGGGCGCACUGUAACUACAGCCGAAGGAGGACAUAUCAAACUCAGCACUAUACACUAUAUGGGGAAAAGCACAUUGUUUUUUGGUAUUGUGUACAGUCGAUGAACCAAACUAUUUUUUUAAUUUGAGAAAAAAAAGUUAAGUAUUGUAAACCUGUCAAACUAUUUCUAAAGGGAAGAUUGGUGGACAUGUCUGCGAUGUAGAGCGGGCAAAACAAAGUGCUGCUGCUCCAGAGUGGUGUUUAUGAUAAUUCAGGUGCCAACAGAAAAGGGUUAUUCAUACUCGGUUAAUGUGACGGCUCUCUUUGAAAGGGUAGUACAGUAUGUCACACUCUACAAAUCAAAGGAGAAAAUAUGUAUUAAGACACAAUUGUGUUUACACAGGCAAAAGGAAAUGCACAUGUAUUUUGUCGACAGUCACGCUACCUAAAUAUGAAUGAAAGUAUCUUUGACGUUGACCAGUUAUGCUGCCCUGUUUCUCAGUGUUUACUUUACAGAUUUAUCAAAGAAUUCAACACUUAAGAAAAGGUUUAUCUGUCAUAUACUGUAUUUUGUUUAAAAAAUAAUCUACAUGAAAGCACUCAUGUCACGUCAGAGAUGACUGAGAUUGUAUUUUUUAAAGCUUUACAUUGAGUAUGACUGCACUUGAGCAAAAUGUGCAAUGAAUUAAUUAACAAUUAAAUGUACUGAACAAAU
Messenger RNA from Pseudoliparis swirei, 3291 nucleotides. It is a transcript of the gene b3galt2, whose product is annotated as UDP-Gal:betaGlcNAc beta 1,3-galactosyltransferase, polypeptide 2. Lineage: Eukaryota; Metazoa; Chordata; Actinopteri; Perciformes; Liparidae. Bases 1241 to 2557 code for a protein of 438 amino acids. Gene Ontology annotation, cellular component: membrane. Gene Ontology annotation, molecular function: N-acetyl-beta-D-glucosaminide beta-(1,3)-galactosyltransferase activity. The record is from RefSeq and is a predicted model, not a curated record. The transcript is spliced from 3 exons.